Somion occarium is the source of this 1084-nucleotide messenger RNA. The record is from the annotation of a GenBank genome assembly. Lineage: Eukaryota; Fungi; Basidiomycota; Agaricomycetes; Polyporales; Cerrenaceae.
GCCCAGCGCCGUUCAGUUUGAGAGCGCAUCUCCAAGCAUUCCAGCCACCUUAUAAAAGUGUACAGUAUUCUGCGGUGAAAGCAGACCAUUUCAUUGCCCACAGAACAGUAUCCGCGCGAUCGAAGGGCAGCAUAACCGGUGUGGAGCUGCAUGUCAUUUCGCUCAUCAGGUGAAUUGCUGAAAGGCUAUUCAGCUCCCGUUCUUCUAUAGUCAUGCGCACGUUUCACCGUCCCACUUCAAUAAUUCACACCAAGAUGCCGAUGCCGCGACCUCGGGGCGCGCCUUGUGCGACUCGGCCUUAGAAUCUCUAUGAAAGCCUCAUGUAUCGAAUGGUCAACCACACAGACUUCCCCAAGUUCCACUGUUCUCUUUUUUUCCAUUUCAUUACCAUAUAACCGCUUUCUAAAGCAGCUCACGAUCACUCACGACAUGAAGUCUUUCUUCGUCCUCGCCGCUCUCGUCGCAUCCACCCUCGCUCAGCGUAUUGCCAUUGGCGCCCCCGCGGACGGGACAAAGGUGCCUGCAGGGACUAGCCUUACUGUAGAGGUUGAUCGACCUAACUCGCUUACGGGCUCGCAGGAAGUCGCCAUUGCCAUUGGCCUCUCUUCCUGCUCGAGGUUUCCGAAUGGUUCAUGCGGAUCUGUCGACACUUCCCAGAUUCUGGGUACCAUCCUUUAUGCGGGAGGCUAUUCGCCUAAGUUUGUAGAGAGUAACAAGCCACCCUACCAGAACUUCAGCGUUGACAUUCCUCCUAAUUUCCCUCUCGGAGACGCUUCAUUGACCGUCUCUCACUUCUCCCUUGUUGGCGCUGGUCCAUUCCCUUUCCUCGAGACACAGAACACCACGGUCAACAUCAUCUAAUCCAGACUGGAUGGAGUGUGUAAUGGCGGGCGGUAGUGUUCAUACCAUCAUGCACGGACGGACUUAGCAUUGGACUGUUAGUAUACCCUACGGACAGAAUGUUUUGAGUCUAUAAUACGUUUAGCACCACAGUAGUAUAGUGUCCGUCGUUCGAGUUUAUUGGAAGUCGAAUGUCUUCAUUCUCUCACACGAUGACCAGCGUUCCCAUUGAAUUUCAUGCCUU